Molecule: messenger RNA, 1934 nt
Organism: Conger conger (European conger)
Lineage: Eukaryota; Metazoa; Chordata; Actinopteri; Anguilliformes; Congridae
Product: glutathione hydrolase-like YwrD proenzyme
Exons: 11
Coding region: 110-1810 (566 amino acids)
Source: RefSeq, a predicted model, not a curated record
GACAAGACAGAAUUACAGAGUUCUGUGUUAUAUAUUGCAAACAGAAAUUUGCCUAAGAACAAUGAACAGAUGUUAUGUUUAAAGUGUCAAGACUAAACGACUGUGUAAAAUGUGUCAUUUUAGGAAGAUAAUGCAACCAGAACUUCCAUUCUCCUCGCGACGCUCACCCGUUGUAUGUUUAAAUGGCUGCGUUGCUUCGAGUCAGACUUUGGCGUCAGUAAUUGGGCUUGAUAUUCUGAGGAGAGGCGGCAAUGCAGCCGACGCUGCCGUAGCUGUCGCGGCCGCUCUCGGCGUAACAGAACCCUGCAGCACCGGUGUUGGCGGAGACUGCUUCUGUCUCUUCUAUGACGCCCGCACCGGGCAGGUGCGCGGGUUGAACGGGAGUGGCCGAUCCCCCAGAGCGUUGACCCUUGACCUGUUGAGCGGUUUGGGUUUCAGUGAGGCCCAGCCGCCCUCAGUCUUCCACGCCCUCAACGUCACUGUCCCAGGUGCAGCCGCCUGCUGGUGCGAUACUGUCCAGCUGUUCGGGAGUAAAAAGCUCACGCUGGGGGAGGUUCUGGAGCCUGCCGCAGAGCUGGCUGAGAGGGGAUUCCCCGUGGCUGAGAUCACCGCACACGACUGGGCGAGGUGGUCAAAGGCCCUGAAGGACGAUGGGAAGGCACUGGGUGGAGACUUCCUCAUCAACAACCAACCGCCCAAACAUGGCCAGUUGUUCGCUAACCCCACGCUGGCUCGCACCUACCAGGAGUUGGCCCGGAGUGGGAAGUCCGGUUUUUACGAAGGAAGGAUAGCGGAGGCCAUAGUCGAUGUUGUUGGGCAGAACGACGGGGUGAUGACCCUCGAUGACCUGAAGAACCACAGCAGCACUGAAGUCCAGCCCGUUUUCACUGAUUACAAGGGGGUGAGACUUUGGGAAUGUCCUCCCAACGGGCAGGGAAUAGCGGCACUCAUUGCCCUCAACAUCCUGGAACACUUUCCCAUGAAAGAGAUGGGACACAACACCAGCGGCUACCUCCACGUCCUGACGGAAGCCUUCAAGCUCAGCCUGGCUGACGUGAUCCACUUCUGUGCCGACCCCGAGAAGGUCAAAGUGCCUGUGGAGGGACUCCUGUCCAAGGCCUACGCUGGCCAGCGUGCCCAGCUCAUAAACAUGCAGACGGCGGGCGUUAACGAGCACGGGGCUCCUCCAGGAAGUGACACGGUGUACUUCGCUGUCGUGGACGUGGAGGGGAAUGCCUGCUCCUUUGUCAACAGCACGUACUUGGGCUUCGGGACGGGCCUGGUUCCGGAGAACUGCGGCUUUUCUCUUCACAACAGGGGAGCCAACUUCUCCCUGGACGGUAGUCAUGGAAACUGCGUUGGGCCGGAGAAGAGGCCCUACCACACCAUCGUGCCGGCGUUGCUGACGGACGCUGUUUCUGGGCGGCUGCUCUGUUGCUAUGGAGUGAUGGGGGCCUUCAUGCAGCCUCAGGGACACGUGCAGGUGCUGCUCAACAUGCUGGAGUUUGGGAUGAACCCACAGAAGGCUUUAGAUGCUCCACGCAUAUAUGUAUACUAUGACAAGACUGAUGGGCAGUGGAAGUUGAGCGUGGAGGCCGGUGUGGAGCAGGGCGUGGCAGAGGAGCUGGGGAGGCGCGGACACGCCGUGGUCGGGCCGGUGUCAGGGCACCAGCGAGCGCGGUUCGGGCGGGGGCAGGUCAUCGCUGUGGGGUGCUGGUGGGACCCAGACGCCUCGGAGGCUGAAACAGAUGCCAGGGUGCUGUGGGCGGGGUCGGACCCCCGGGCGGACGGCUGUGCUCUGGGGUACUGACCAACCGAGAGGAACCUAAAAUUACCUCAAUUACAUAUGUAUACCUCAUAAAUCAUAAAAAACAUAUUUUUACUCAUGAAAAAUGAUUGGCUACUGUGCAAUGAAUAAAAAAAGAAUGUUUCAA